Anopheles darlingi is the source of this 1761-nucleotide messenger RNA. It is a transcript of the gene Inx7, whose product is annotated as innexin inx7. Gene Ontology annotation, biological process: phototransduction. Lineage: Eukaryota; Metazoa; Arthropoda; Insecta; Diptera; Culicidae. Gene Ontology annotation, molecular function: gap junction channel activity. The record is from RefSeq and is a predicted model, not a curated record. The coding region runs from base 434 to 1708 and encodes 424 amino acids. The transcript is spliced from 4 exons. Gene Ontology annotation, cellular component: plasma membrane; gap junction.
GUUCCAAAGGGCUUAUCAAAAUGCAAUCAUCGCUUGGCAUCGCAUCGUUCCACAUUAUUUCUUGAUUGAGCAAGGCUUCGUGGGAUGGGCAGCUACAGAGAUAUGUUGGUCACCUACACCACCUACACCAACCGAUCGGUCAGACCCUGCUUGCUGCCAUUCAAACAUAGCAUAUGUUACGGGCAACGUUGCAGACAACGAGAACAUGUGGUGGUGGAGCUCAGGCACCUAGCGCAUUGAAAUGAUAAGACGUUAUCGCUGGAAAGAUACUCUUGUCUACUAUCAGAUGUUUGAAACGUCUAACGGUAACAUUGUUCCCUGUGCUGGCACAGUCACCAUCGCUUAGUGUACUCUGAUACGUCGUGGCCGGUCGAGCGUGUGUUUUCGUGGGCAGCAAAGGCAAGCUAGCGGUGCUUGACAUUCCGCGUUCAAGAUGUUGAACACCUUUUCCGUACUCUCACCACACCUUAAGUUUAAGUAUAAGUUUGUGACGAUCGACAAUUUGGCGUUCAAGUUCCACUACCGGGCUACUUUCAUCAUGCUGCUGGUGUGUACACUGCUCGUCACAUCAAGACAGUACAUCGGGGAGCAUAUACGGUGCAUAACCGGUGGUUCCAUACCGGAACAUGUCAUCAAUACGUUUUGCUUCUUCACGACCACGUUCACCGUAAUUCGGCACUAUAAUGAAACGUUACUGCAGCAAGGCCAGCUGCCUCAUCCGGGCGUUGGACCGAUGUACACUGAAGAUACUACGAAGCGACAUGCGUACUACCAGUGGGUUCCCUUCAUUCUGUUCCUGCAGGCACUAACGUUCUACGCACCGCAUAAAAUAUGGCGGUCAUUCGAGGGUGGACGACUGAAAAACCUUGUCGAUGGCCUGCACAUGGCGCAUCUGAGCGAGCAUUACCGGGCACAGCGAGACAUUGCUUUCGGCACGCGGCAUACACUUUUAACACGCGAUAACGUCGAUGCGAAGCUGGACGUUGUGAAGCGAGAGUUCUUCAAGCAUGUACAGAUCCACGGGAACUGGGCGUGGAAAUUAUGCUGUUGCGAGAUGCUGAACCUGCUCAAUUGCCUCGUACAGAUGAUCUUCACGCACCUCUUUCUCGGUCGCCAAUUUUGGGAUCUGGGACCACGGUUUUUGGCAGAAGAUUUCGAGGGUACGAUGGACAUACUGGAUACCGUCUUCCCGAAGGUGACCAAGUGCCAUUUCUACAAGUACGGACCAACGGGAUCGAUCCAAAAGCACGACGCGCUAUGUGUAAUGGCACUCAACGUGAUUAACGAAAAGAUCUUUACCUGGCUCUGGUUCUGGUACGUGGUGCUGUUGACCAUCUCCGUUCUGGCGCUCGUAUGGCGUUUGAUUACGAUACUGCUCCACAACAGGUGGACCAAACUUACCGCGGUGAUCCUCUCGUUUGCUAGCCCCGGCCGGUUGAAUCCACAAGACGUGGAAUUCGUUACGUACAAUUUGGGUUUCUCGCAGUGGCUUUUCCUAUACUAUCUGGCCAAAAAUAUGGAUGGACACCUGUUUCGGAAGGUUUUGCGCAGCAUCAUUGAUGAGCUGCAGAAUCCUCCAGAACCGAGCCAACUGGGAAUCGAUACGGUCGAUUGUGGUUUCGAUGUAGAUGAUGAUCUACUCUCAAACCAAUCGUCGCUCAAGAAAGAUGGACGCUUCCGGUACGAAAGUGAACCGAAAAAGGCGUAGCUGUGGUGUGGCACGUGAUGCGUAAUUAAGAUUAUGAAAGUAUUUUAUUAUUA